This is a messenger RNA of Strongylocentrotus purpuratus (purple sea urchin), 5727 nucleotides long. RefSeq names its product suppressor of cytokine signaling 2. The coding region runs from base 50 to 733 and encodes 227 amino acids. NCBI's taxonomy places the organism in Eukaryota, Metazoa, Echinodermata, Echinoidea, Camarodonta, Strongylocentrotidae. Gene Ontology annotation, molecular function: 1-phosphatidylinositol-3-kinase regulator activity. The record is from RefSeq and is a predicted model, not a curated record. Gene Ontology annotation, cellular component: phosphatidylinositol 3-kinase complex. The transcript has a single exon. Gene Ontology annotation, biological process: intracellular signal transduction; phosphatidylinositol phosphate biosynthetic process.
UUUUUGUAUCGGAACCUGUUAUUUCUUUGUAUGCAAGCGUGGUAGCCACAUGCCGCCACACACCAUGAACCAUCAUCAAAACUGUCGGACUGCUCGACGGGGCAUGCCGGCGCCAGCGGGCCAGGUACAGCUACCACCGGCCAAACCACGUACCACUCAGGAGGAUCUGGAAAGACUGAUCAACACAUUAAAUAGUCUCCAGAUGUCGGGCUGGUAUCAUGGUGCCAUGACAUACCGUGAAGCUAAACUCAAGCUAAAAAGCUGCUCAAAUGGGACCUUUUUGGUCCGGGACAGUUCUGAUGAUCGUUACCUCUACACGCUUAGCGUCAAGACGCCGCGAGGGACAACCAGCGUUAGGAUAGAAUAUGAAGAUGGACUAUUUAUGCUCGACUCUGAGGAAUCCCUUCGCAGAUCCGUGCCAAGCUUCGAUUGUGUCAUCAAACUAUUACAGUACUACAUGAGGAUGAGCCGGGAGAAAAAUUUUGUGGACGCUAACGGGAACGGCUCAACCAUUAAACCAAAAACGAGAUCGGGACAGUUAGUUUGGCUUGAGCCAUCGGGCCGAAAGGACACCGAGGCCCAAAUCAUCAAACCACUCACCUCUAAAGUGCCCAGUCUGCAGCAUUUAUGUCGCUGUACCGUCAACAAAACUGUAGAACCAAGAUAUGUUAAUGAUCUAUGUAUACCACGUACACUCAAGAAAUAUGUUCAGGCAUACCCAUUCAGUCUAUGAUACAUGUUUUUAUCCAUCUGGGAUAUAGACGAUGUAGCCAAAACUUAAAAUAAUUUUAAUGAUUGUGACUCGGAUUACGUGGUACAUUUCGGAGGGCAGGAAUGCGCCUAUUUCCCCGAGGAAGGUAAAGAGACACUCGACAUAAAAACACAUUUAAUUUGCAUCGAUCCUCAUUCCACUUCGUCAUAAAUGUGAAACACUCGUCCUUAUUUUAAAGCAGCUAUUGUGUCAAAGUUAGGCAGACUAUAUAAUACAUGAAUCAACUUGUGACUGGAGAAAAAUGGAACCUGCAAACAACAUGCAAUGCCACACGUGUUUUCACCUAAAUAAUUUAACUGCAUAUCUUUACGAUUACGGGAAGCAAUUUUAAUCUGGAAAUGUGUUUUAAGAAUUGAAAGAAACUAGAAACGGAUAUUUUUCGUGAUGGUCAUCUCAACGUAACAUUUCAGACGCAUACCUCAUUCACUUUCCACAUGUUGAUGACACGGAAAGUUAUAAAUUAUCAACAUUUUUGCAUUGUGAUCCCUCACCAUUUCUGGAUUUUACCACAUCUUAUGAGAUCAUAAUGACUACCCGUCUUUCCUGUGAAUGCUUGAUUACUCAAAAGAUUCCCUGAACCUUGGCCCACUACCCGUACACAAAGGAUUUUCCUUCACUCCCUCCAAGACUCUUUUUCUCUUUUGUUUAAACCACGUCCUGCUUGGAAGUGUAUCACCUACACCGUGUGGUAAUUUUCAUGGAAAACAGUCCGAGCCUGAUCCGCAGCGGUUUUUCUCUGCAACCAUUGUCGGUAUUCAUUGUGGGCGACGAUUUGACCACAACCCUACGUAGUUCUAUUCUUCAAGAAGGCGAGGAAAUGACCACAGACUGACCCUAUGCCCUGUGUGCGCUUGUGCUUCAUCACAUUCUCUCCGCCUCGAUUCUCUCUCACUUUCAAACUGUACUCGUAGCGUAGUUGACCUGAAGAGGAAGAAAGGGUUAUACAGAAGGAAAUGCCAUUGUGUUGUAUCCGGCGUUUGAUAUCACCACUUCCCAACUCAUUUUCCUCCCUUUUCAAGAGUUCAUACAGAGUUCAAUAGUGAAAUCUACCUUGCAUUUAUUAAUUAUUAACGUAAUUUUUCGUCAUUCAAAAUGGCAGUGUUUAAUAAUAAUUUUUUACUCCCCAUGAAAAGAAUAUAAAACUGAAUUGGCAUUUUGAAAGAAUUGUUGAUGCUUAUAUCGGACCGACGGGUCAUGUGUCAGGCAAAACUGUGCCCUUGGCAUGACCCUAGCCGUUAGGCCCAUAAGGAAUUAUCAUCAUAAUAUUAUAAUAUUGAAUUUCUCUCACCCUCAAGAUAUGAAGGCAAGUUGUAGUAUUUUUUGGUAGGAUAACUUGUUCGCUGUGCUCACAGAGAAACAUUAAUUGUGAAUUCAGCCAAAUAUGGUGUCGGCGUAUUACGAUGCAAUACUAUGGCUUUUAAUAGAUUGUACCCUGAAAUUGGACAAUUUCCUUCAAAAUUACAAGCACUGCAAAUACUGUGAAUCUAUUUUAUUUUACCACAAGAGAGGCUUUGGCAAUUGACAGUUUUGUGAACAUUACAUGCCAUUUUUAUUACCUUUGUAAAUCGUGAGUAAGUCCAAAUUGAGUCUUCAUUAUUUACUUUAGUAAGAAAUAACUUCAAAUCGAAAUAUCCAUGUGAUAGCGGAUAUUGCGGAUGUGGUUCUCAAUUGUAUUGGCCAUACGAACAACGAGAAAGGAAGCACAUUCGUGUUGUCAAUAAUUGUUCGACUUGUUACAAAUUCAGUUUUGUCUGACCGAGUAUGCAUAAUGAUUUUAUUUGUAAUGGCGGAGAAAAUCGUUUGCCGAUAUUGAUUUGGGUUACAUAAUAGCCGAUGCUUUGUAUUGGAAUGUUUGACACUCUCCUUCAAUAUUCUCUUUGGUACUAUACCUUUACAUUAUCAUUACGGAGAAUUUGGUAGAAGUUUUAUUUGGCUCGUUGAAACGUCCUUUUCUCCCUUAUUUGAUGAAAAAUUGUCACUGACGCAAUUAUACCUAACCACUUGAUUAAGUUCUGCAAUUAUUUUGGUAAAGUAAGGAAAAAGUUAUAAGCAUGAGUCAUCAGGUAGUUUGCCCGAACGGCCAUCGGAGGAACCCGCCUUUGACCACUACAAGUAACCAUUGUCUGUACGAUAGGGUUGACCAAGCGUGAGGCACUUUCGAUCUUGUGAUGUAUGUACUCCAGUGUCCUACGUAAUUUUAAUUUUUUAUUGAAUCACGAAGGCCCCUGAGCUGACCUAUACUUUGACAAUUUCAAAUGACUCGAUCAAUUAGUCAUUAGCCUUGUCGAUUCGUGUUAAAGUUACUUACAGUCCAAAGCGUGGUCAUUAUUAAUGACAAGGAUCUGCAUUACUAUGCAUGUAUUUUGUGCUGUUGGCUUGGUAGGCCUGUAUCAAACGUCAAAUAUUGUGCAUACAGAUCACGAGUGGUCAAUCUUUAGGUUUGCAAAUGUAUACGUGUACUUUACCACAACGAUCCUGUUUACUUAAAAACCGCUAUUCAUCCGCGACAAUAACCCAAGUUCCAGGAAUCCGCCGCUUAAUAAUAGACCAGGAGAGGGAUAGGUAAAUGCAGUAGAGGUUAUUUAACAUACACCGUACCUUUGUGAAGAGAUAAAUCAGAUGUGCGGCUGUGUACUGUUUGUGUGUGCUGUAUACGAGUCAGUGUCACUACUCCUUUCUGUGAAUGCAAUGUGGGCAGUGUACACAACCCACCCAAGCACACAUUACAUGCAUAUAUUAUGUAUACGACAGAGAAAGCCUAUAUAGACACGGCAAGGGCCUAGCAAAUCUUACUCUUAGGUACCUGUACAUGUAUUUAGAAUUGCCAAAAUAUUUCGGUGUUACUCAGGACAUUCAACAUUAAACGCCUGCUUAAUAUCAAUUAACCGCCACAUUUCCUUGCCUCCAAAAACGCGAUAUUUUAUUUUUCUAAGGUUCUGAUAACACAUAUUUCACAGUAGCGAGAUAUGUGGUCCGAUAUUUUCACUCAACAGUGCUUUUGCGCCAUUAGAUAUUCCCCGUAUUUAAAGUCAGUUUUUCAAAAGGAUCAUCAUUUAUUUUGACACAACGAUUAUGAUAAUAAGUUACCUCAUUGGAUGUUACAUUUAAAAAACGGUAUUACCGAGGCUGCAAUCUAAGUUUUUGACUCUUUGGAACAACGGAAAUGUUCGCACUUAUUACUGUUGUAAUGUGGCAUUAUCUUCCUAAACAUUCCCAAAAUCAACGUCAUCACCCUGUCUGCAUAUAAUUUUCGACAUAAAUAUUGUGCCAAUCAGUUAUAUUAACGAUUUUAAAUUAUUGAUAUAAACCUAUAAUGACAUGGUGGCUGUAAAUGUUAAAGAAUGAUAAUACCAUAAUAUUGGCUUUUGAAGUCAAUAUUUAUUACAUGUCAAGUCAAGAAGAAGUCAACUGUUCAUUGUCAUCCCCAUACUCGUAUCAAGCAGGCCUAGUUAUUAUUUUACUAUGUAAUACAUGAUGUGGCCGGUAACGUAUGGGAUACAUACCAUGGACUUGCCUUGAUGCUUCGGUAGAUCAAUCUUUGCAAAUAAUAACAAUUUGUAGGUACAACUGAAUAUGUGACAAAGGAAUAGAUAACUGUUGACUCCACUUUCCCUCGUAAAUUGCAAUUUAAGUCCCAGACAUAGGUAUUUCAUUUCUUGUUAAUUGUAAGACUUAAACUGGGGGUACAUUAAAUUGGAGGGUCAAAUUCCCUUCUUUUUUUCAUGAAAGGCUUGGCUCGCGCCAUGGUGUACGGGUCACUUUGGGUCAUUGCUUGGCAAAUUCUGGGAUUAUGAUACGAUCUACCUGCUUGAAAACAGGGAAAAAGUAUAUUAAAUUUCAUUUUUAAGGCUUUCAUUUUGAGGGUCAGAAGUUUUGGGAGGUCAUGCGAAAAAUGGCUCAAUGCAUUACAUGUGUAUAUGAGUUCUGAACAGCACUAUAACGGGGUGAGGGAAUUGAAUAGAGUCGAACAUUUCAGUAUCUGCAUUAUCCCAGAUACAUUAUGAUAAGUGUUAACAUGAUGUGGUUAUGGUGGGAUUAAAAAAAAACAUGUUGGACAAUAUUUCUUUUUCAAUUAUAAUUGGAUAAUCUUGGACAUAAAUAGAGAAAAUGACACAUGAAUAUGCUUAUUAUUAAUUGAAGGACUUAAUGUUUCUUUUAGUCCUGGUGUCCACAUCCUACAAUAUCAUUGGACACGUGACGGGAUGUGUAAGUUAUGUAAAUUUCAUGUCACAUGUGUACUCCAUUUAAAAAGAGAAAAAAUGAAAAUAGGCCUAUCUGAAUGAGGCGUGUCAAUGUGCUAUAAAACCGUGUAAUGGGAUGUGAACAAACCUGUUGGUUUAUUAUGUGUCACUUUAAUAUAUACUAUAAAAAAUGAAUAGUAAAUAUAUAUAUUGAACAUGCUUUCGAAAGCAGGUUCAGUUCUAAUUUUGUUAUGAAAGCCUUCAAGUGCAAUAUGCUAUAUAUUUUGAAUACUUGUGUUUUGAUAUUUUUGUCUAUGUCAUGCACUGUACAUGUAGUAAUAAAAAGAAUCUAAUGAAAUGUGAAACAAAGUAUGUACUUGCGUUUAUUUCGUGUGAUGAUUUUUUUUUUAAUUGAUUAUUUGAGUCUUCACUAUUUUAUCACCAUGUCGGCUUGCGAUGUGAUGGGAUACAUGACUUGUAUUGCCUUUAAUUUUUGUUAGAUAAUCUUCGAAAGGAGAUCCUCGUAUAUUAAGGCCCAGGUAUUACGUGAAUUGGUGUGCAGUAUGCGAUCGCCUUUUGGAGAUUCGAGCGUUAUCAGACCAUAAUAUUGUAUUAGUGCAAUUUACUUUGUUAAUGUAAUAUAGUAAGUUAGGAUAUAUUUCCCAUUUAGUGGCUAUGCGGGUGGUCAUUGUGGUUUUGUGUGGGAUUUGUAUUCACACUCAAGUCAACACUGUCUACAUAUUUAUUUAUAAAUUUGUCUAUAAUAUUACAUGA